GGAUGACUUGGCUUGGGGUCCGGUCUAAAUGAUGGUACUUUCCAGUCAUUAAGCGGGCUUCAGUAACUAUAGUUAUGGCUAUUCUGGGAAGACUGCUCCUCUGCUUCGCACUCUGGCAUAUUCUACAGGUCCAGGGAGUGUCAAAGUUCACGAACGUCGAGUGCUUCAAUAUAGACGAGAGCUUCACCAAUUUUACCCUCUGCCGCCUGUACGCCGUCAAGAGGGAUGUGGUCGAAAUGAGUUUGAGGGUGAACAUAUUCAGGUGGCCCAAAAGACCAGUAUCGAUGCGCCUGCAAUUGCUGAAGAAAGCCAGUGGUUAUAAGCCCUUCCUUUACAAUGUCUGCCAGUCGGAUGUUUGCGAGUAUUUGGAGAAGCGGAACCAUCCAUUUGUCAACAUUAUUCUCAAUAGUUUCGCCAAUCGAACCAAUGUCGUUAGAUGUCCUUUACCUCGAGAAAUUAUCUUGGAGCACUUCCGCUUUCCGGUAAAGGUCCUGGAUCUGAUGCCUCUACCCUCUGGGGACUAUGCUCUCUUCAGCACCUUCAGUUUCGAGGGAAAAGAACGGGCCUUGGUCAAAGUAUAUUUCUCCAUAACCGAGUAUCGCUAACAAAGCAAUAACCAAAUUAAAUAUUAUUCGAAAAUUUGUAAUAAAACAUCGUUCGAGGUGCAAUAAACCAAUUAAUAAAUUUGCCAUAAAUUUGUUAACUGGCUGUAAAAGAGCUUUCCGAAUUGAUUAACCCUUUGUAAUUGUAAUAAAAAGAUUUGGAAACACAAAGUUAUUAAUGUUUAUUGUUUCGUAUUAAAAAACCGAUGGUUCUAACA
Messenger RNA from Drosophila ananassae, 820 nucleotides. RefSeq lists its product as uncharacterized. The transcript is spliced from 4 exons. Lineage: Eukaryota; Metazoa; Arthropoda; Insecta; Diptera; Drosophilidae. The record is from RefSeq and is a predicted model, not a curated record. The coding region runs from base 75 to 605 and encodes 176 amino acids.